AAUCAGUUUACAAUGAUAUUUAGCUUAAAUAGUGGUAUCACUGCAGCCAAACCCACUUUUACCCCUGCGGUGAUUUAAGCAAAAAAAAAAUAAUAAAAAACAAUCUAGCCGAUAGAUAAUUCGAAAAAUAUGGAACCACAAAUUUGUCGUCUGUGCCUGCGUGGUUGUGGCUCCCAGAUGUGUCUGCAAAUCUUCGGUGAUGCAGCAGGUGCAGCAACAAAUAACGUGCCAAACGUUGCGGAAGUUUUACGCCAGCACUUUUGGUUUGAGGUACUGCCAAAUGAUCCAAUGUCGAAAGUUGUUUGCAAUGUUUGCUGGACUCAGGUAUCCGAGUUUCAUCAGUUCUAUGUAUCCAUUCAAGAGGCUCAGGUUAUUUACGCGAACGCACCAACAUUUAAACAGGAUCCCGAUCCGGACAUGUUGAGUGCGUCGUGGCCAGAGGAAAUAUUGUUGCCAGCUAAUGAACUGACUGUCGAUGGGAAUAACGACUGUCGCAGCACGCAGCUUAAUGUAAAUCCCCUAGAUGAAUUGGACCUUGAGAUGUCAACGUAUGCAGAUACAGAUGUGGACGAUCAGAAAGAAAUCAAAUUAGAGAGACUAUCGCCAGACGAGUAUGCUAAUGAAAUCGACGAUGUGGAUCUUAUUGUUACACGAAGUGGCUUGAAACGGAAACGUGAAACUGAACCCAUUGGGAAGCUAAAGACAUCCAAAGUGAAGAGGACAGCACAGUCCAAGAGUCACGAAAAGCGCAGGACUAUAGCAAAGAGGACAUUUAAGAAACGCCAGUGGCCACCAUUCUGUAAAGAGGACGAGGAACUGAUCAAACGCUAUGUUGUAAUGGGCUGUGAGCUAUGCAUUUUUCUGGCUGAAGAUUUCGAUGGCAUACGAGAUCACUUUAAGGAUAAGCAUCCCAACGAGCGGCCCUACAUCAAAUGUUGCGGUCGAAAAUUGAAUAAACGUUGUUUAAUAGUCGAGCAUGCCCGACGUCACGAGAAUCCCGAGUACAUUAAAUGCAACGACUGUGGCAAAGUAUUUGCCAAUUCCAGUGUCUUACGUGCCCAUUGGUUGGUUCAUCACGUGCCAGACGAGGAAUGCGACUUUCAGUGCGAGGAGUGUGGCAAAAGAUUCUCACGCCGGAAUCUCCUGGAACUGCAUAAGGGCUCACAUGUACCAGCCAACGAGCGCAAGUUCGUCUGUCAAGAGUGUCCUAAAUAUAAUGCCUUCGCUACCGAAUACCACAUGCAGGUGCAUAUAAGUAUGCAGCACCGCAAGGCAGCCAAUAUAUGCCAUGUCUGUGGCAAAGAGAUCAAGGACAAGGCUGUUUUUGAGAAACAUGUUCGACUGCACUUUGAAGACAGCGGACCACGCAUAAAAUGCCCUCGUCCGGAUUGCGAUAGCUGGCUGAAGGACAAUGACAAUUUGAGGCAGCAUUUGAGACGACAUAACGACGAGGGUAAAUCAUUUAUCUGCUCGGAAUGUGGCAAAAGCUGUAAGAAUUCACGGGCACUAAUCGGUCACAAGCGCUAUUCACACUCGAAUACAAUAUACACCUGCGAACAGUGCGGCAAGACCUUUAAAAAAGAUAUUAGCCUUAAGGAACACAUGGCGCAGCACACUGGAGAGCCCCUUUAUAAAUGUCCAUUCUGUCCUCGGACAUUUAACUCAAAUGCCAACAUGCAUUCCCAUAAAAAGCGUAUGCAUCCAAAUGAAUGGGAUCAUUGGCGUAAAACAAAAACGGGUAGCUCUCAAAAGGUGCUGCCUAGUGCACAGGUGUCGCAAAUGUUCAGGGAGGAUCCCGAAACGGCCGCCAUUCCAAAUAUUUCAAACAUAUUUUAAAAACGAAUUAGUUACCACUUCCCUACGCUAUUGUUUAUAUUCUUUUUUUUAGUUCUAUACAAAUUUGUAUAUACAUAUAAAUGUUUAUAAAACAAA
Drosophila innubila is the source of this 1932-nucleotide messenger RNA. RefSeq names its product transcription factor grauzone. Lineage: Eukaryota; Metazoa; Arthropoda; Insecta; Diptera; Drosophilidae. The coding region runs from base 130 to 1836 and encodes 568 amino acids. The transcript is spliced from 6 exons. The record is from RefSeq and is a predicted model, not a curated record. Gene Ontology annotation, molecular function: DNA-binding transcription factor activity; zinc ion binding. Gene Ontology annotation, cellular component: nucleus.